Molecule: messenger RNA, 1789 nt
Organism: Chelonus insularis
Lineage: Eukaryota; Metazoa; Arthropoda; Insecta; Hymenoptera; Braconidae
Gene: eas
Product: ethanolamine kinase 1
Exons: 7
Coding region: 567-1628 (353 amino acids)
Biological process (GO): phosphatidylethanolamine biosynthetic process
Cellular component (GO): cytoplasm
Molecular function (GO): ethanolamine kinase activity
Source: RefSeq, a predicted model, not a curated record
CCCCGCGAAGUUUUAGAAUUUGCGCUUCUAUAUUUCGCAAUAUUUUUUUAGCGUCAGUGAUAACGCAUGUCAUACACCAACAUAUCGAGUACAUCAUCAAUAAAAAUAUUGUAGGCUUCCUGUCAUAUUUAUAAUUGACAUAAUGGGGGUUCAGAAUAUGUUAUACAACUAAGUAGGUCAGAAUGAAGUGAAAUUAAUUUUUAGUGAUAAGGAAUUCAAUAGGUGUUUAUAUUCGUUGCAUUUACAUUUUUUUUCUACCAAAGUAGACUUUCAAUCAAUCAUCUAUACAAUCUAUUUAUUAUUUAUUAUUUAAUUUUUAUUUAACUCCUAUAUUUAAUAACCUAUAAAUGAUAAAUUAAACUCUUUAUAAUAUUAUUAAAAUCUUUCGCUCAAUAUAUUUAUCAAUAACCUUGCAUUUAAUCUCAAUCAAAAGCUAUCACAUCAUUUAAUGUAAAGAGUGUAAAUUUUUUCAUUGUUGAGAUGAUCAAAGUUCAUUAGAUCUCGUGAUUUGUUACAAUUAUGUACACUUGUGUGACCAGUCUCAGUUACAUCUGCAAUAUUAUGUGAUGGAAUUGAUAUCAGAAGAGGAUCAUAUUGAUUUUACAAUUGAUGAAAAUGAUUCUAUUGAUGGUGCGAAGAAAAUUGUAAGCAAACUACGUCCGACUUGGUCUUAUGAUCAAUUACAAUACAAGAUCUUCACCAAUGGCAUUACCAACAAAUUAAUUGGCAUCUAUCUCCCAGAUCGUUAUGACGAAAUGGUAUUAGUGAGAAUUUACGGCAAUAAAACGGAUUUAUUAAUAGACCGUAAAGAUGAAAUAAGAAAUAUCAAGAUUAUGAAUAAAGCAGGAUACACGCAUUCUCUCUAUGCGACAUUCAACAAUGGAUUGGCGUACGAAUUUUUACCAGGGGAAAUUUUGACACCUGAAACAGUUAAAAAGCCGGAGAUUUAUUGUUUAGUUGCUAAACGACUUGCUCAAAUGCACAGGUUAUGUCCUGAAGAGUGUCUUCCGAAAUUCGAUGGUUUCAGUGGCUCUAAAGAGCCAGUUAUUUGGAAAAAAAUUGAAAGGUUUAUGGAAUUGAUGCCAAAGAAAUUUGAUGAUUCAAUUAAACAAUCAAGGUUCAAAAAAUUUAUUAAACCUUACAAAGUAUUGGCAGAUGAAUAUAAAUUGUUGAAAAAUCAUCUGACACAACUCGACAGUCCAAUCGUUUAUGCACACAAUGAUUUAUUAUUAGCAAACAUUCUGUAUGAUAAAGAAAAUCACACAGUUACUUUUAUUGACUUUGAAUACUCUGGAUUUAAUUAUCAAGCAUUUGAUAUUGCUAAUCAUUUCGCUGAGUUUGCUGGUGUUGAGGAAAUUGAUUAUUCACAGUAUCCAGAUGAAACAUAUCAACGUUCAUGGCUACGAAUUUAUUUACAAGCAUACAAACAAUCAAGUAAUGUAUCUGAAGAUGAGGUAACAGUGUUAUUCAAACAAAUCAAUAAAUUUGUUUUGUUAGCACAUUUUUUGUGGGGCUGUUGGGCUCUUAUACAAUACGAACAUUCGACAAUCGAUUUUGAUUUCCUUAACUUUGCUGCAACACGAUUCAAUGAAUAUUUCAAACGCAGAGGUAGUCUUGAACGAGAUUAAUGAAGGCUAAGUGAUAAAGACAUAUUAACAGCUGUGUUUAACUUCAUCUGAUAUAUAUAAAGUGUAAAUAAAAUAUAUUGAAUGGACUAGAAUGAAGAAUAUUUGUAUUGGUUAAUGAGAAAAGAAUUUAUUUAUCAUGGAAAUUGUAUUUAACAAUGUUA